Auxenochlorella protothecoides is the source of this 492-nucleotide messenger RNA. RefSeq lists its product as hypothetical. The record is from RefSeq and is a predicted model, not a curated record. Lineage: Eukaryota; Viridiplantae; Chlorophyta; Trebouxiophyceae; Chlorellales; Chlorellaceae. The transcript is spliced from 4 exons. Bases 1 to 492 code for a protein of 163 amino acids.
AUGCCGGAAUCCGCCAAGACUUUGAGGCCCCCGAGCAUUGUGGGUCUCACCCUUGCGAGUCACGCCAACGCGAAGACCGCCCUCGCUGUGCUGAACAAUAUUGUCAAGGCAGAGAAGGACCAUGAUAUUGAGAAGGUCGUCCACUACAUCACCUUCCAAGCCCAGCUGCAAUCGGCGGCCAGCAAGUCGGUGCUCAUCCCAGCGAUCAAGGAAGAAGAGGAUGGGGAGUCGCUGGCAAAGAGCCUGGUAGAUCAGUGGGAGAAGGUUGACGCACAGAUUAAGGCUCUAGACAAGAUCAAGAAGCACCUUUCCAAUCCCGAGUUCACCAAGGUUCUUGCUGCAUUUCAAGAGGCGCUGGAGGCUGCCUAUUCGGACGAGCACUCUGUGCUCAAGAAGCUGGCCGACUCCAAAGAGGAGGAUGUGUUGGAGGAGCAGGCAAAAAGGGCUGAGUCUGCCAAGCAGGACGUAAAUCUGGACACUGCAGCUGCGUGA